AUGGAAAGUAUUGAGCUCCAACCUAACCACAAAGUUGAAGGCGACGACUACAUAUUCCCAUACAUCGCCCCAAAUGGACUGAUUCAUCCUAAACGUGACAUGAGCUACGACAUGCUGCAAGGAUUGCUUACCAAGUUUGCAGCAGCAGCUGGGCUGAAAAAACAUUACACCACACAUUGCUUUCGUCGUGGUGGCGUGCAGUACAGGUUUAUGUAUGCGCCUAUUGGAAUGCGGUGGCCACUAAGCUGGAUCCGAUGGUGGGGUGGAUGGGCAAUUGGAGAGCAUGUAAGUCAUCUCAUUACUGGAGGUCUAAGAGCUUCAUUUCUCACCGAAAUGUCACUGUCAAUGUCAAGGUUGACACAUUGA
Molecule: messenger RNA, 366 nt
Organism: Laccaria bicolor S238N-H82
Lineage: Eukaryota; Fungi; Basidiomycota; Agaricomycetes; Agaricales; Hydnangiaceae
Exons: 1
Coding region: 1-366 (121 amino acids)
Biological process (GO): DNA integration; DNA recombination
Molecular function (GO): DNA binding
Source: RefSeq, a predicted model, not a curated record